Lindgomyces ingoldianus is the source of this 636-nucleotide messenger RNA. RefSeq lists its product as uncharacterized. The record is from RefSeq and is a predicted model, not a curated record. The transcript has 5 exons. Bases 1 to 636 code for a protein of 211 amino acids. NCBI's taxonomy places the organism in Eukaryota, Fungi, Ascomycota, Dothideomycetes, Pleosporales, Lindgomycetaceae.
AUGUGGACUAUUUUUGGAUUGGAAACAACCAAGAGAAACACCAUGGCUAAUAUCCACCCAACUGAAAACAAUAUAUCUACCAACACCAAAAUGCACUUUACUAGUCUUGCCGUUGUGCUCGCUGCCUGCAGCACCCUCACUGCAGCCUUCGACCCACGCGCCGCUCUCGCAAAGCCUGACCCUCAUGCCGAGGCUGCUGCCGCCCGAACUCGCUGUACUACCUUCCUGAGCACCGUUGUUGCAACUAGAACAAGGGGUGAUGUCGACACCUCCACCAGCACCAUCCUGCUCUUGAAACCGACCGUCACAACCAUCUACGAAACCAUCACCAGCACCUCAACCUAUCUCGUCACCAAUGACAGGACUCGAGAAAGGACUCGUACUGAAACCGUAUCGCACUCCGCCCUAGAUAUUUUACAGAUAGAGCUUGCGGCCUUUGUCUCCAGGUUUAGGGAUAAUAUAUUAUCUGCUACCGAGUGGUUUUGUUUCCCCAUCCCCACCUCAACAAACCGUUGUACCUCCGACUCCGCCACGAAAAUGAAUGAUACUGCUUUCAGAUCCAAAUUCUCUCAUCUCACAAUUCUUUACCAACAUCUUCCCUUCAUCACGGACCAACCUACCCCUACUCUUCCCUAA